Budorcas taxicolor (takin) is the source of this 390-nucleotide messenger RNA. RefSeq names its product urocortin (gene UCN). Gene Ontology annotation, molecular function: hormone activity. The record is from RefSeq and is a predicted model, not a curated record. Lineage: Eukaryota; Metazoa; Chordata; Mammalia; Artiodactyla; Bovidae. Gene Ontology annotation, cellular component: extracellular region. Gene Ontology annotation, biological process: negative regulation of feeding behavior. The coding region runs from base 1 to 390 and encodes 129 amino acids. The transcript has a single exon.
AUGAGGACGGCGGGACGCGCGGCAUUGCUGGCCGCGCUGCUGCUCCUGGCACAGCUGCGCCCGGGGAGCAGCCAGUGGAGUCGGGAGGAGGCGGCGGCGGCCGCCGGGUUCCGAGAUCCGAGUCUGCGCUGGAGCCCCGGGACAAGGAACCACGGCGGCGGGGCCCACGCGCUCCUCUUGCUGCUGGCGGAGCGCUUCCCGCGCCGCCGGGCGGAGCAGGGCCGAUGGGGAUCCAGGACGGCAGGUGAGCGGCUGCGACGGGACGACCCUCCCCUGUCCAUUGACCUCACCUUCCACCUACUACGGACCCUGCUGGAACUCGCGCGGACGCAGAGCCAGAGGGAGCGCGCCGAGCAGAACCGCAUCAUAUUCGACUCGGUGGGCAAGUGA